Molecule: messenger RNA, 1679 nt
Organism: Nestor notabilis (Kea)
Lineage: Eukaryota; Metazoa; Chordata; Aves; Psittaciformes; Psittacidae
Gene: GALNT15
Product: polypeptide N-acetylgalactosaminyltransferase 15
Exons: 10
Coding region: 1-1455 (484 amino acids)
Cellular component (GO): Golgi apparatus
Source: RefSeq, a predicted model, not a curated record
AUGGGCAUUCGAAGGCCUGUUCUGGAAAAUGUGCACCUUUAUGCCAGUGUAGCGUGUCUGGUGCCUCCGAACCAAGGCUGGUGCCUACAGCAAGAAUACGAGUCCAGUCUGCCUACUGCCAGUGUCAUCAUCUGUUUCCAUGAUGAAGCUUGGUCUACCCUGCUGAGAACCGUGCACAGCAUUAUGGACACAGCCCCAAAGGCCUCCCUCAAGGAUAUCAUCCUGGUCGAUGAUCUCAGCCAGCAAGGGCCCCUGAAAUCAGCUCUGAGUGAAUACAUUUCUAAGCUGGAUGGAGUGAAACUUAUCCGGAGCAACAAGAGGCUUGGAGUCAUCCGAGGUCGGAUGCUAGGAGCUGCACGGGCAAGCGGGGAUGUGCUCAUCUUCAUGGAUUCACACUGCGAGUGUCAGAAGGGCUGGCUGGAACCCCUCCUAGCCAGGCUGUCCAGCAACCGAAACAAUGUCGUCUCCCCCGUCAUAGAUGUCGUAGACUGGAAAACUUUUCAGUACUAUCACUCAGUGGGCCUGCAUCGAGGUGUUUUUGAUUGGAAACUAAAUUUUCAUUGGGAACCAGUGCCAGAGCAUGAAGAGAAGGUACGACAGUCUCCCAUCAGCCCUAUCAGGAGUCCUGUGGUAGCUGGUGCAGUGGUAGCCAUGGAUCGACAUUACUUCCAAAACAUUGGAGCUUAUGAUUCUGACAUGACCACAUGGGGAGCAGAAAAUCUGGAGCUAUCUAUAAGGACCUGGCUCUGUGGUGGCUCUGUAGAAAUUAUUCCAUGCUCCCGAGUUGGGCACGUCUAUCGAAAUCACUUUCCCCAUGCUUUUUCCUAUGAAGAUGCCAUCGUGAGGAACAAAAUCCGAAUAGCAGAGACCUGGCUGGGCCCUUUUAAAGAGCACUUCUACAAGCACGACACAGUGGCUUUCUUAAUCAGCAAGGCAGAGAAGCCAGACUGCAGUGAGCGCCUUCAGCUACAGAAGAGACUGGGAUGUAGAAAUUUCCAGUGGUUUGUAUCAAAUGUGUACCCCGAGCUCUCCCAAGCUGAAGACACACCAAGAUUCUCUGGCAAGCUUUACAAUACUGGUGUUGGCUUCUGUGCAGAUUACAGACCUGGAAGAGCCACUACAGAAGGCUCUAUUGAACUCUCCCCUUGCAGUGACAGUCUAACCCAGCACUUUGAAUAUAACAGCAUGAAGGAAAUCCGGCUUGGUUCUGCUCCACUGUUUUGCUUAGAUGUCAGACACGGGAAGGUUAUCCCUCAAAACUGUACAAAGGAGACAGACAACAGCCACCAGCAGUGGGAUGUCCAGGAGAAUGGAAUGAUUGUCCACAUCCUUUCUGGCAAAUGCAUAGAGGCAGCAAAGAGUGAAGAUGAGAAGGACUUGGUUUUGUUUGCAUGUAACAAGAAUGCAAAUCAGGCGUGGCAAUUUGAACGUUCCCAUAUGCUGCGUCAGAGAUGACUGACAGGUCUCUGUGGAGGUCAAGUCUCCAAAAUCUACCAUUACUUCUGUUUGGGAUUUAAGAUACAUUUCCUGCAUGGACAAGAACAAUGUUUGUGUUUGCUGUUGCAUGCAAGGAAGUUAGGAAGGUCUCUCCUUCAAAAGCCUGGCUCAAAUAGUUGCCACCAGUUCCUUGUCUAUUCAGCUGUAGCUAAAAAUUCUAUUUAUUCUGUGAAGCAGGGAAU